Molecule: messenger RNA, 1129 nt
Organism: Heterotrigona itama
Lineage: Eukaryota; Metazoa; Arthropoda; Insecta; Hymenoptera; Apidae
Source: the annotation of a GenBank genome assembly
AUGGGAAUUAUGCCGUUGGUAAACUUACAAGAGUACUGGUCAAGGAAUAAUGUUAGCUACAUUUCUUUUCAUUCAAACACAUUCACGAGAGACAGAUUCAGUCAGAUUUUUUGGAUGCUUCAUUUGAUUCAAACAUGAAUCGAUGAAACAAUUUCGGUACAACAUAUAAAUCCAAGAACAAAUUUGCAGCUAGUAAGUUGCUUCCUCGAUUACAUAAAUUCAAAAUUUUUGAAUUAUUUUAUAUUGGGAGAACAGAUUUGUGUGGAUGAAUCUAUUAUCAAAUUCAAAGGUCGGAUCAUUUAUUGCCUAUAAACCAAAGAAACCAACUAAAUGGGAUAGAGUUUACACGAUGGCAGAUUCAAAUAUUGACUGUUUGUGGUAUUCUGCCCUAUUAUGGAACUUUCACAACAGAGAAUUGUUAAGACCUGAUCUUCCGGUAUCAACCAGAAUUUCAUUACACCUUUACAAAAUGUUAGAUAAAAUUCCUGGACACCAUAUGUUCAUGGAUCGAAUUACCCAAUCUGAAAUGCCAUUUAACUGGAACGAUCCUAACAAAUGGCAAAUAAUUGCCAAAUAUAAUAAAUCUAAUAAAUCUAAUAAAAAACUAAAAUUCAACAAGAAAUUCACGAUAGCAUAUCGCAAAGAUAAUACUUUAGUUCUGGCAUGGAAAGACAAAAGAAUCGUCACAUCUUCUUUGACCACUUGGGAUAAUGCGGGAAAACCCAAUGUUAUCAUAAACUACAUAAAAUAUAUGGGCGGCGUUAAUCAAGGGGAUCAGUAUGCCUCGACUAUAUGUUUAAUUAAUUCUUAUAUUCUAUAUAAAUCAGAGAAACGAACGCUUAGUCAUCUGCAGUAUAUAAAAACUUUAGUUGAACAAUUUAGAGGAGAUUUUCACCAGGCUCGUGAUCGAGCUUCUACCUUCAGUUUCGAUGAAGUCCGUUCAAAUGGAAAGUUGCAUGUUAUUUUAACGGGAAUUAAGAAGGGCUGCAAGAUUUGCUCUCAACGAAAUAAACCAGGCAAAAAACAUCAAACAACAUUUUACUGCGAUUUUACUUGUUCUGACAAACCGAGAAUGCAUCUUGGCGAUUCUUUUAUAAAAUAUCAUACAAAGCAACAAUACAGAGCAUAA